Caenorhabditis bovis is the source of this 813-nucleotide messenger RNA. The record is from the annotation of a GenBank genome assembly. Lineage: Eukaryota; Metazoa; Nematoda; Chromadorea; Rhabditida; Rhabditidae.
AUGAUUAUAAAGGAGUAUCGAGUAGUUCUUCCAUUAUCGGUUGAGGAAUAUCAAGUCGGACAAUUGUGGUCCGUUGCCGAGGCAUCAAAGGCCGAAACCGGAGGUGGCGAAGGUGUCGAAGUGCUCAAAAACGAACCUUUCGAGAAUGUGCCACUGCUCAACGGGCAAUUCAACAAGGGGCAAUAUACUCACAAAAUUUAUCACCUGCAAUCAAAAGUUCCAGCUUUGAUCCGAAAAAUUGCUCCGAAAGGAUCAUUGGCGAUUCACGAAGAAGCAUGGAAUGCAUAUCCGUAUUGCAAGACGGUCAUCACGAAUCCGGAUUAUAUGAAGGAACUAUUCUUCGCCAAAAUCGAGACCAUUCAUCUUCCUGAUCGAGGAACAACUGAAAACGCUCAUGGUUUGAGCAAAGAAGAUUUGGCGAAAAGAGAAGUCGUUCAUAUCGACAUUUCGAAAGACAAUGAGCAUUUGAAUCACGGAGAUAUUCAUCCGGACACGACUCCUUCGAAAUUCAAGAGCGCCAAAACUGGACGAGGACCACUCACCGGCAACUGGAAAGAGACGUGCCAGCCAGUGAUGUGUGCUUACAAACUGGUCACCGUCUACUUCAAAUGGUUCGGAUUUCAGAAAAUUGUCGAAGGAUACGCUCAUGCGCAAUAUCCGCGAUUGUUCUCGAAGUUCCAUCGCGAGGUGUUCUGCUGGAUGGACAACUGGUACGGUUUGACAAUGAACGACAUUCGUGCCAUCGAAGAGAAGGCUCAAAAGGAGCUCGAGGAGCAAAGGAAAAGCGGACAAGUUCGUGGAAUGACCGGUUAA